Molecule: messenger RNA, 1161 nt
Organism: Cylindrotheca closterium
Lineage: Eukaryota; Bacillariophyta; Bacillariophyceae; Bacillariales; Bacillariaceae
Source: the annotation of a GenBank genome assembly
AUGAAAUUCCAUCCGUUUUUCAAGAGGGAUCAACGGCAACAAAACUCCUCAUCACAAGAUGACACCAUUGACCAAUCACAAGAGGAUCAAAGUUCACAAAAGCGUCGUUUCAAUUUGUUCCAUUCAAAGAAAGAGCAACAUCAACAACAACAACAACGCGUUGGGGAAAAAAAUGAUCAAGCAAAUCACAAUCGAACAGAGUCGAAUGAAACCUCCAUAACCCAUCUUUCAAUCAACGAGUCGUAUUCUGCUGACGGAUCUUUGUGUAUCGAAGAUUCUGAUGGAUCGUUUGAAGUGCUUUCACCGCAUCACAUGAUACAGUAUGGCAAGUCUCUCUUCGAAUUAGAGGCAGAGGGGCAGCUUCAAGGAAACAAAUCCGACGCCGAGAACUCGUCUGAGGAAGGUCUUAGUUGCAUCAUGGAAGAAAAUUCUGGAGAAGCCCAAUCAUCAGAUAGCUCAGCUGGUGUUUCGUCUCAAGAAGUCAGUCCAAGCCCCUCGCCUACAGCUACGCCGUUGUCAUUGAGUCAACGGGAUGAACGAUCCCACAUAAGUGGAUCGUUGCUCAGUUCGGAUAACAAGAAACUACCAGCAGUUACAAAACAACGGUUCAGUCAAAUAAACACCAUUCCACCAAGAAGGAUUCAAAUGGACGGGUCCAUUCUGUCGCAAACUGGCGGGGCAUGGGCGGGGAGUUCCAAACCAGCUACGAAAGAUUCGAGCUCAUCUUCAAGCGAAAAAGAAGACGAGCCCGUCUCAUUCUUUGAUUGCAUCAGCAAGAAACCUGUCGACGAAGACCAGGACCCUAGUGGUUUGGACGGCUUGAGUCCUGCAAAUCUUCUAGAUCAAGAAGAAAGUAGUAGCAGUAGUAGCAGCAGUAGCAGCAGUAGCGAGGGGUCCUCAUGUAGAAAGGGGUUGUUGAAUGCGAAAAAGAAAAAGAAAAAACAUCGACGCUCGUCAAGAAGUUUUCUAAAUUUCUUUUCUAGACCUGCUGCGAGAAGUUUGACUCCAGCUCAAGAUGACAAUGCACCAGCUUCUGUGUACGAGCUUGUCGCAUCUGCUUUCUCUGAUGCUGGAGACGAUUGUGCUGAUGAGGACUUGAACCAAAGAAUGGAGAACGUACGCUGGACAGCAUCAGAUGGUACUCCAAGAUUUCAAGCAUGA